Messenger RNA from Ilex paraguariensis (yerba mate), 474 nucleotides. The record is from the annotation of a GenBank genome assembly. NCBI's taxonomy places the organism in Eukaryota, Viridiplantae, Streptophyta, Magnoliopsida, Aquifoliales, Aquifoliaceae.
AUGGCAUCCAUCAGCCAGGAAGUUAUUUCAGUUAAUCCCAUGACCAAGACAGUUAAAAAGAUUCCUCCAAGUCCAUUGGGUCCACGUGGCACGUCUUUGUGGCGACGUUCGGGUUUGAAAUUAUUAUCUGACCCUUCCGGGUCUGAUCAUUUUCGAUUUUUAUUCACUGAAUUACAUGAAAAUUAUCCAAUUUUAUUCGAGUACGACUCGAAAACUAACAAGUGGCAAUCCAAGGAAGCAAGAGAAACUGUUGGGGAUUUGCCAAGUGGCAGUACAAGAGGGAGUGAUUAUAUUUUCCUCAGUGCUUUUAAUGGGCAUAGUGAGAGUGUUAUUGUUGCCGUUGGAUCUCAACAUGAUGCACCGGUGGUUGUACGGCCAAGAUUUAACAGAGGGAAUGAGGAGGGGCGAUUGGCCAUUGGAUUUAGCGGGGGAGUGCAAUCAAUUGGUUGCAUGUGUACGGUGACGGGAACAUGA